Adineta steineri is the source of this 480-nucleotide messenger RNA. The record is from the annotation of a GenBank genome assembly. NCBI's taxonomy places the organism in Eukaryota, Metazoa, Rotifera, Eurotatoria, Adinetida, Adinetidae.
AUGGCUGAAUCAUAUGCAGACAAAAAUGGAAUUUAUCCAACAUUACCAACAGCGGAUACUGUUGUACACAAUUCUCGUGAUCCAUAUGGUAUAAAUAAACAUUUUCAACUUGAUUUUUUCAAUGUUAUUGCUGAACCUGAUCAAAGUGCUUAUAGUUUUGAUUUAUUACAUAGAGCAUCAAGACAAGUAUAUAAAUAUAGUAAAUUAUUUAUAUAUCGUCUUUUAACAGUUAUUUUUGGUUUACCAUUAAUGUUAUUUUGGGGUCUUAUUAUUGGUGCUUAUACAUUUCUUAUGAUUUGGGUUUUGACACCAAUACGUCGUUUAAAUCAAUCAAUGAUUGCUGAAGCUGGUAUUUAUGUUCAAACAAUAAGUGAUGCUGUUAUAGCACCACUCUAUCGUUCUCUUGGACAAAUGUGGUCAGGUAUUCGUGCAACUAUUUCUACUCAACAAAUUCAAUCAACAAACCAAAUUCAAGUAUAA